Molecule: messenger RNA, 4183 nt
Organism: Candoia aspera
Lineage: Eukaryota; Metazoa; Chordata; Lepidosauria; Squamata; Candoiidae
Gene: CCDC171
Product: coiled-coil domain containing 171
Exons: 25
Coding region: 267-4124 (1285 amino acids)
Source: RefSeq, a predicted model, not a curated record
AUGAAUGUCCGGGCUUUCCCGUUAUUCCCUGGGUCCUAAAGCCCGCCUGGCCAAAGCCAGGUGCCCUGAGGAUUGUGGACUGCUGGUACCGGAUAGCUUGGUGAUCUCACGACUGCCGCUUUCAAAUACAGGGGCGGCAGACAGGUUUUAAUGUGACUUCAAGAAGUGAGAGAACAAGUGAUAUUUGAAAUCUUGUGGUGCAAACAAUGUUACAUAUGAAAAUAGCAUUAAUUGUUCAGAGAACAUAAAGCAGAAAAUUAGUUGUAAUGGAUUCUCAAGUGAGUUACCCAGCCUCUGAAAUGAAACGCAGGCACUCUGGAAAGGCAGUUUUCCACAAUCGCUGUGAGGCUGAUGCGGAAACAAAGGAAGAUCUGAGAAGAAAGCUUCAUCAAGCCAAGAAAGAGAAACUUGACAUAACUACUAAACACAAUGCAGAGCUAUCAAACUAUGAAAGCCAGAUUGCAAAACUGCGAGCAGAAGUUGAGAAAGGUGAAGCUUUCCGACAAAGCCUGGAGUAUGAAUUAGCUGUGGCAAGGAAAGAAUAUGGGAUAGAACGGUAUUCCUCAGAAGAAAAAAUAGGUGGAGCAAACAAACAAAUAGGACAGCUGCAAGAAACCAUCAGAGCUCUUCAGCAGAAGUUGAAUGAGACAGAGAAAACAUUUCACAUCAGUAGAUGUCAGUGGGAUGAAAAGCAACGAAGACUCAUCAACGAGUUAUCAGAAAAAGAGUUAAUUAUUAAUACCUGUCACACUGAAUAUGAAUCACUUUUGAAGGAGAAGACGAAAUUGGAUCAUAUUUUGGAGGAAAGCACCAGCACAGUGCAGAGCGUUCACAAAAAAGUACAAGAACUAGAACUAGAACACAGUGGCUGUUCAGAAGCCUUGAGGCGACAGGCCAGCGAAAUUGAGUUCAGCGCUGAACGUGAGGCUCGACUUAAAAAAGAACUUGAGCUAGCUAUGGUCAGAAUAAAAAAACUGGAGGAAAACAUUGAGGCAGAGAGGGCGUCACAUCUGGAAUCAAAAUUUAAUUCUGAAAUAAUUCAGUUACGGAUACGAGACCUUGAAGGAGCUUUACAAGUGGAGAAGGCCAGCCAAGCAGAAGCUUUCUCUGAGUUGGAAAUGUUCAAAGGCAAAUUUAGAGAGGUAGAAAAUGCCUACGAGAGAGAGAAGCGUAGUGCUCACGACAGCUUGGAAAAACUCAGCGUGUUGGAAAGGGAACAUCUAACUAUAAACAAACGGCUAAACGAAGAAAUGGAGGAAAAGAAGAAAGUAAUUAAAGACCUCUCUGAGAGACUCCAGGAUAAUGAAAAAAGUUACAAAGAAUUACAGGCUGAACUUCUCCUGGCCAAGAAACGCCAGACCUUCCUAACAGAGACAUGUGAAAACAAUGUGAGAGAGUUGGAGUCACUUCUGGAUAGCUUUACUAUGUCAAACCAGUGGACAGCAGGCAUUCACAAGGACAAAGAUAAACCUCCAAGCUUCACUCUUGUCCUUGAGACUUUGAGGCAUACCUUGACAGAUUACCAGAACAAGCUAGAAGAUGCAUCUAAUGAGCUAAAGAAAAUGACAGUUAUUUCUGAGAAGAUGGUGAAAGAACUUGAGGCUUCCCAGCACCAGCUAAGAUCUCAAACUCAAGAACUUCAGGAAGCACACGAUAAUCUUACUGAUGCCAGCAAGGAGUUAAAUAAUCUGCAAACUAAGUAUACAGACAGAGAAUCUUUAAUAGCCACAUUAAAAAUCGAACUACAAAACGUACUGCAUUGCUGGGAGAAAGAAAAAGUGUGUUGUACAGAAUAUAAAAAUGAAAUUCAGAAGCUUACACAGGCUUAUGAGAAGGAUACAGAGGAGAAGCUAACUUUCCUUCAUACUUUAUACCAGCACUUGGUAGCAGGCUGUGUUCUUAUAAAGAAAUCAGAAGGCAUCCUGGAUAAAUUCUCUUGGCCGGAGCUUUGCACCAUCUUGCAGGAGAAUGUUGAUACCCUGAUCUUAGACCUCAACAAGGCUAAUGAGAAGAUAUCACACCUUGAAUAUGUUUGUAAAAAUAAGUCAGAUACAAUGAGGGAGAUUCAACAGACUCAGGAAGACACUUUGAACAAAGUUGCCAAACAGAUGAAAGCUCAAGAAAGCUGUUGGUUAAAGCAGAAGAAGGACUUGGAACAGCAAUAUUCUGGACUCCUUGGGGAAGUUCACACAAGGGCACAGAAAUAUCAAGAAAUGGCAGAAAAAGCCAAAGAGAAGUUCUCUGCUAUUGAAAAUAUUCAAGAGCAAUUACUCCUUGAGAAUUCACACCUUAAAGCUUUGUUGACACAGACUCAGAAAGAACAUACAUCUCUUCUAGCAGCGUGUGCACUGUUGUCUGGGGCGCUGUAUCCCCUCUACUGUCGGUCGUGUGCUCUAUCUACCCAGAGAGACGUUCUUCAGGAUCAGGUCAACACCUGUGACAUUUUCAAGCAGGAGAUCAGGAUACUGGCCAGUGCAUUGUGUGAAACUGAGGAAAGGAAGCUAAGCAACAGCAAGGUGAAGAAGAAAAGACAUUCCAGAGGCUGGAUACACCUUUUCCGCAAAACUGUUAUUGCAGUGCUGGCUGUCAACAGGCUUCAGAUUUUAGGCCAGUCAUGCAACUCCCUUUUCUCCUGGGUAGAUGGCGUCAGAGAAGGCAUAGGAAUCUUAGUCUGCAUUGGAGAUUCCAAGGAUGUGCAUAAUCUGUCAAGACAUCAAAAGGAGCAGUUUCGCUGCCUUCAAGCACUCAGUUGGUUUACUAGUUCUGACCUUCUUGCUGCAGUUCUUAGUUCUAUGGUUGAGCUACAAGAAGUAAUUAAUAAGGCAGAUCUGAAAUCCUGGCUUUCAGGACAUUUGCUCACCAACGCAGCAAGAAAUUCAUUUUCAAAACUCAUGGACAAACUUUGCAUCGUGAUGGAAGUUACUCCAGUGGACCACAGCAGGAAUAUGACUUAUGUAGAGAAAGACUCCUUGGUUCAAAGACUGGCUCGUGGGCUCCAUAAAAUAAAUGCACAGACACUCGAAGCAGGCAUAACUAACCGGACCCCUGCUAUGAAAAACAUAGCAACCUUGCAGAAGCAGAUAUUUGAAUUUACACAAAGGCUGCACACAGCAGAAGUAGAACGGCGGUCAUUGCGCUUGGAGCUCGCAGAAUUUAAACGGAAUUUGGAUGAGACAAAGAAAGAGGCUGACAAAGCCCAUAGUUUGCAAGAGCAAUUAAAUGUGUUUAAGCAAUCUAAAUUGAUCACCCACGAGAGGUUUGAAAGUGCAUGUGAAGAACUAAAUAAUGCAUUACUCCGGGAGCAGCAGGCACAAAUGCUUUUGAACGAACAGGCGCAGCAGCUCCAGGAAUUGCAAUAUAAACUGGAAUUGCAUUCUUCCGAGGAGGCAGACAAAAACCAAACUCUCAACGAUGCUGUAAAGAGUCUCUCCGAGGCAAAGAUGGAGCUGAGAAGAAAAGAUCAAUCUCUGCGUCAGCUCAAUAGACAUCUUACCCAGCUGGAGCAGGACAAGCGUCGACUGGAAGAGAGCAUCCACGAUGCAGAGAGUGCCCUCCGCAUGGCAGCAAAAGACAAAGAAUUAAUUGCUAGUCAUAUGAAAUCAGUGGAAUCUACCUUUCAAAAUGUCAGAGAUCAGAUCUCACUGUCAUGGACUGCGGCAGGCAGGAAUGACUUCGCCCUGCAGCUGCCUAAGCUGCACCUGGAGACCUUUGCAAUGGAAGGGCUGAAAGGAGGGCCAGAGGUUAUAGCGUUCCAGGCUAUGAUUAUAAGUUUCAUAGAUGUCUAUCAUCUUGCAUGCUCCAGAGUCUCCACAUUAGAAAGAGAAAUAACAUCCCAUCGGCAUCACAUUGCAGCUCUGAAAUCAGAACUCCAAACAGCUUGUCUUCGUGAAAAUGAAAGCUUACACUCAGGUUCACGAAACACUUCAAGCAUCAUUACGGUCUCAAGUUCUUUACCCCAGCUAGAUCAAGGCUGUGUUCCAGGUUUUUUGCCACUGAAGGCUGAAUCAGAUUAUGAUCCAUCUUUUACCUUGGCACAUAAUACACCCUAUUCUCAAAUUUCAUCAUCCUUUUCCUCAAACCUACAUGCCACCUCUGCCAAAAGAGCAAUGCCAAAUGGAUGCUAGAAUCUAGUCAUUUUGUAAGCAGCUGAAAGAGAAUUAAUUAAAGUCCGAUUUUAUUAGGA